Molecule: messenger RNA, 3600 nt
Organism: Fusarium keratoplasticum
Lineage: Eukaryota; Fungi; Ascomycota; Sordariomycetes; Hypocreales; Nectriaceae
Product: 26S proteasome regulatory subunit RPN2
Exons: 3
Coding region: 1-3600 (1199 amino acids)
Biological process (GO): regulation of protein catabolic process; proteasome-mediated ubiquitin-dependent protein catabolic process
Cellular component (GO): nucleus; proteasome complex; proteasome storage granule
Molecular function (GO): enzyme regulator activity
Source: RefSeq, a predicted model, not a curated record
AUGCCCCUGGGCCUGUACGGAAAUAGUCCCUUCUCUUCAACUCGACCACUUGUGCCACAGCAACCGCUCGCGUCGCCCCUCGCUCUGCUACAGACCUCUCUCGCACGUCCCUACGACCCGUCGCGAUCCCUCAAAAUGCCUGGUAUCGUCUCGGCGACCGGCGUCCUCGCCUUCCUCACCGAUGAGGAGCCGGAGCUCAAGGUUUUCGCCCUGCAGACCCUCAACGAUGACAUCGACACUGUCUGGACCGAGGUUGCUGCUGUGCUGAGCCAGAUUGAGGCUCUCUACGAAGACGAGUCCUUCCCCGAGCGGCAACUUGCUGCCCUCGUCCUUGCUAAGGUCUACUACCACCUCCAGGCAUACAAUGACAGCAUGGUAUUCGCGCUCGCCGCUGGCGACCUCUUCAAGCUUGAUGCUCCUGGCGAGUUUGAGGAGACCAUCAUCUCCAAGUGUGUCGACCAGUACAUCGCCACUACUGCUGCCAAGAAGUCGGCUCCCCAAGCCUCCAAGACGACUGACCUCCCUGAGCUUGCUACCACCUUCGCCAGCGGCACCGAUGCCGUGAUGUCGCCCACAACGCCUUUCUCACAGACGACUCUGCCCCCCAAGUCACUUCUGUCCCGCGACUCCAUCGACAACACCAUGCUCGAGGCGACCUUCCAGCCUGCGUUUAAGCAGGGUCGAUCCGGCUCUAUCGCUGAGCUCCCCUCUCAAGCCACUGACUCGCUGCAACGGGUAAUCGAUAGUCUCUUCGAGAGCUGCCUGCAAGAGGGUCGGUACAGGCAAGUGGUGGGUAUCGCUGUCGAGGCCAAGAACCUUGAUGUUCUCCGACGGGUCAUCAAGCGUGCGAGUGACGAUGAGAAGAAGGCCAAGUCCAACCCUCUGGAGAACGCUCCUGGCCCCACCGAGGACUUGAUGGAGUACACUCUUGGUAUCUGCAUGGACAUUGUUCAGGAGAGAGGCUUCCGAACUGAGAUCCUGAGCCUGAUUCUCGACCUUCUGAACGAAAUUCCCAAUCCCGACUACUUUGCGAUUGCCAAGUGUGUCGUGUACCUCAACUCCGACGUGGAAGCCUCCCGCAUGCUUCGCACUCUUGUUGAGAAUGGCGACCGCACCUCCAUCGCAAACGCCUACCAAAUUGCCUUCGACCUUUACGACAACGGAACACAGGAGUUCUUGGGCAAUGUCAUGGCGUCCCUUCCCUCUGGAGUCCAGGAGAAGCCGGCCACAGAUGAGAAUGCCGAGGAAUCCAACGAAAACCAAUCUCUACUGCAAAACAAGCAGGAGGCUCCCGAAGAUGAGCUUCCCGAUGAGACAGCCAAGGCCUACCGCAACAUCAGGUCUAUCCUCGACGGCAGCAAGACGAUCCGCCUGAACCUCGAGUUCCUCUACCGAAACAACCGUACCGAUCUGAGCAUCCUGAACAAGGUCCGCGAUAGCCUCGAGGGCCGAAACUCGAUCUUCCACACCGCUGUCACCUUUUGCAAUGCCUUCAUGAACCAGGGAACUACCAACGACAAGUUCUUUCGCGACAACCUCGAGUGGCUGGGCAAGGCUGUGAAUUGGUCCAAGUUCACCGCUACUGCCGCGCUUGGUGUCAUUCACCGAGGCAACCUCACCCAGUCCCGCAAACUGCUUGAGCCCUACCUUCCUAGGCAGGGUGGACUUAGCAGUGGCUCCAUCUUCAGCCAGGGUGGUGCUCUCUACGCAUAUGGACUCAUCCAUGCCAACCACGGCGACGAGGCCUUGGAUUAUCUUAAGAAUCAAUUCGGCCAGGCGGAGGAGGAGGUUGUUCAGCAUGGCGGUGCUCUUGGUCUCGGUAUUGCCGGGAUGGCCACUGGGGACUGGGAAAUCUUUGAGAAGCUCCGAGAGGUUCUGUUCCAGGACUCUGCUCUCAAUGGUGAGGCUGUUGGUCUGUCGAUGGGUCUCAUCAUGCUGGGCACCGGAAACGGCAAGGCUCUGGAGGACAUGAUCACCUAUGCUCACGAGACCACACACGAGAAGACUGUUCGCGGCCUUGCCAUUGGUAUGGCUCUCAUCAUGUAUGGUCGCCAGGAGGGAGCCGAUGUCCUUAUCGAGGGUCUCCUCAACGACCCUGAUCCGACACUGCGAUAUGGUGGUAUCAUGACUGUUGCCCUUGCCUACUGUGGCACUGGCAGCAACAAGGCCAUUCGAAAGCUUCUUCACAUUGCCGUGAGCGACGUCAACGAUGAUGUGCGCCGAAUUGCGGUUAUGAGUUUGGGUUUCAUUCUCUUCCGCAAGCCGGGAAGUGUUCCUCGCAUGGUUGAGCUUCUGUCCGAGUCUUACAACCCCCACGUCCGAUAUGGUUCCGCCAUGGCCCUUGGUAUCUCGUGUGCUGGCACUGGUCUUGACGAGGCCAUCGACCUCCUUGAGCCCAUGAUGAAGGAUCCUACCGACUUUGUUCGACAAGGAGCCUUGAUCUCCCUUGCCAUGAUUCUCGUUCAGCAGAACGAGGUCCUGAACCCCAAGGUGUCGUCUAUCCGCAAGACUCUCAAGAAGGUGGUUGGUGAUCGCCACGAGGAUGCCAUGACCAAGUUUGGUGCUGCCCUCGCUCUGGGUAUCAUCGAUGCCGGUGGCCGCAACUGCACCAUUGGCCUCCAGACUCAGACGGGUAACCUCAACAUGGCAGGUAUUGUCGGUAUGGCCGUCUUCACUCAGUACUGGUACUGGUUCCCCUUCACACACUUCCUGUCCCUGAGCUUCUCGCCCACAUCCAUCAUCGGACUGGACCACGACCUGGAGAUCCCCGACUUCAAGUUCCACUGCGCGACACGACCCAGCCUCUUCGAGUACCCGCCUGAGCAAGAGGUCAAGGCCGAGGAGGGACCCGCUAUGAUCGCCACUGCUAUCCUGUCGACAACUGCCCAGGCUAAGCGACGUGCCCAGAAGAAGGAACGUGCUCAGCGAAGAGAGAGCAUGGACAUCGACAGCGCCCCUCCUAAGAACGUCGGCGACAAGAUGGACGUGGAUGAGGAGAAGAAGACAGAAGAGGCCAAGGACAAGAAGGAGGGUCAAGAGAAGGAAGCGGCCGCCUCGACCGACAUCAAGAAGAAGCCUGAGAAGGAGAAGGUUGGCUACGAGAUUGAGAACAUGACACGAGUCCUCCCUGGCCAACUCAAGUACAUUAGCUUCCCGGCUGGCCGAUACAAGCCUGUCAAGAAGCCUACCGGUGGCCCUCUGCUGCUCCAUGACACGCAGCCAGAUGAAGAAAAGUCCCUUUUGGAAGAGAAGCUCAAGAAGGUGACAAUCGAGCGGGCCCCUGUUGUUGGUCAGCAACCCACUCGUGGUGGACGAUCUGACCAGAGACGGUCGCUGCUUGAGGGCCUUGUCGACCCCUCGCGGCCAGGAUCUAACAGCGCCAUGAUCGGACAGCUCCUGCGCAACCAGAGCCGAGGUUUCGCCCACUUGGGAGCUGAGCCCCAGACCCCUGGCAAUGUGGGAUCUGGUGCUGCCGCGGCCGCAGGUGUGCUAACGGCGGUUGACGAGGAUAAUGAGGGCGAUGAGGAGGCCAAGACACCUCGUGAGUUCGAAUACUUCUCCGACGGUGAUGACGACGACGAUGAGGAGGAGGAAGAAUAA